AUGAAGAAUGUCAAUGGAGAUAACAAUGCUCAACACAAUGCCCCAGGCGGAACAGGCCACCAGUAUACUGGCCAGGGCCAACAUAUUUAUAGCGGCCCUGAUAUGACAAUUAAUAAUAACGCAGCCACGUAUACACUUGAUUCAGACAAGUCUCGGGAGGAAAUCAUGCAAGCUCUGUACACGUCACCAUAUCGACAGAGAAAAGAUCGAAAUCCCGACCGCGUUACAGGAACAUGCGAAUGGUUUUUGAACCAUAUAGACUACCAUAACUGGCGAGACAGCACGUCUUCCUCGAUGCUCUGGGUAUCCGCAAAUCCCGGAUGUGGAAAGUCUGUUUUGGCUAAAUGUCUGGUUGAUGAGCUUAAGGCUACAAAAGAAAGAACCAUCUGUUACUUUUUCUUCAAAGAUGACUUUGAGGAUCAGAGAAGCGCUAAAAGCGCCAUUAGCUGCAUUUUGCACCAACUCUUUAUACAGAGAGAGAAUCUUUUAUCUGCUGAGAUUAUAAAGCGAUUCAAGUCUUACAAGGCGCCUCUCGCCAACUCAUACUACGAUCUUUGGGAGCUCUGGGACAUUUUAAUCAUGGCUUCACAAGAAAGAAAUGCAGGCGAGAUAAUCUGCAUCCUCGAUGCAUUCGACGAAUGCGAGAAUCAGGACCGACAAGGUCUUGCUAGGAUUGUGCGCGAAUUUUAUAUUCAAAACGGCACCAUUAAGCAGAAUGUUAAUUUGAAAUUUCUUAUAACUAGUCGCCCUUACGAUGAAAUCCGGCGGGACCUAGUUCCUUUCAAUCUUGAGGACGUCCCGGUUAUCCAUUUAAAGGGCGAUGGGGAUGUAGAGACAGAAAAGAUUUCUGGAGAGAUCAGUCUCUUCAUAAGGGAUAGAGUCUCGCGCGUUCGAAAAAACCUUGAUCUUACAGAAAAAGAAGAGGCGCUCCUUUUGCAAGGGCUUGAAGCCAUCCCGAACCAAACAUACCUAUGGGUCUAUCUCACCUUAGACUGGAUUGAAACUGAGAUACACAACAACAUCAGCGAAACGAAGAUACGCGACGCCAUUUCCACUCUCCCUCGAACUGUUGAUGAGGUUUACGACAAGAUUUUAGCCAAGAGCACAGAUGUAGCAGAAACCAAGAAACUGCUACAUAUUGUGGUAGCGGCUGAACGACCUCUGACUCUCGAAGAGAUGGACUUGGCACUAGCAGUUCAACAGCACCAUGAUUCCUUUAAAGACCUCAAGCAGAGACGCAGUGAUCGUUUCACAAAGUAUAUCAGGGACCUUUGCGGCUUUUUCAUAAACAUCACAAAUGGAAAGAUUUAUCUUCUUCAUCAGACAGCGAAAGAGUUUCUAGUCCCAACAGGUAAUUACGACUGCCAGGAAGAGAUCACAACACAACGAGGACACGUGUCUCAAGUUGAACGCCACAAGCAGCUGACAUGGAAGUCUUCACUUAUACCAUCGGAGUCCCAUCGAAUUAUUUUUAAAUCGUGUGUUUGGUAUCUACUUUUCAUCAAGCUCCAGGCUCGCCCUAUUGAGGUCAUUCCCGCAUCCGACUACAAAAGUCCUUUGGGUCAAUACAAAACAACACUUGGCAAUCACCAUGAAUCUGUGUUUCUUGAUUACUCUUCAAAAAGCUGGGCUACGCAUUUUCGUGCGUCAGGUAUCGAAGGAAUUGAGUUCAGAGAGCAGCUGCAGCAAAUUUGCAACGUAAAAUCAAGACUUUGCUGGAUUUGGUUCAGAGUUUACUGGGCGGGAAAACACCCUAGCGCUGCAUUUCCUUCCAACUUCACGACACUUAUGGUUGCCUCUUAUCUGGGAAUAGAAACCAUUGUCAGACUUCAGCUCCAAUCACCUUACGUUGAAGUAAAUGUUGUUGACGACAUUUUUGAGCGUUCAGCACUCUCUUGGGCGUCAGAGAAUGGAUUUGAGAACAUUGUGAGGCUCUUAAUCAAAGGUCCAACAUUCAAUCUUAGAAACAUUCUGAAGAAUGGUUUCCGCCCAUCGUUCUUUAAAGCUACAGUCGAUACCAAAGAUAUGACGAUGAGAACACCGCUAUCUUACGCGAGUAUUAAUGGCCAUUUGUCUGUUGUCCGAAUAUUACUCAAAGCAGGAGCCCGCGCAGACUUAAAAGAUCAAAUUGGAGGAUCGCCAAUAUCUUACGCUCUCUGCACCGGACGGCAGGAUAUAGCCAACGAAAUGACAACACGAGCUCAGGAAGUUUCAAUAAAUGAGAUUCGCGAUGGAUUACUUGUAUCAGCUGUCGCGAAUAGGCAUCAGCUCAUUGCUAAACGCCUUCUCGAUAGCGGUGCCGAUAUAGAAGCAGUAAACAGGAAUAAGGAAGCACUUCUCUUAACUGCCUCUCGGUAUAGGGAUACAGCUUUUGCUCAACUUUUAAUAGAAAGGGGUGCUAAUAUAGAAGCGGUAAACGAACAUAACGAAACACCUCUGUUUAUUGCCACUCUACAUGGGCAUAGAGAUAUUGCUGAAGAUUUAAAGGACAUGGGAGCUGCUGUGGAUUUACCAAAGGAAGAUGUUAGAUAG
Trichoderma atroviride IMI 206040 is the source of this 2532-nucleotide messenger RNA. RefSeq lists its product as uncharacterized. Gene Ontology annotation, molecular function: protein binding. The record is from RefSeq and is a predicted model, not a curated record. NCBI's taxonomy places the organism in Eukaryota, Fungi, Ascomycota, Sordariomycetes, Hypocreales, Hypocreaceae.